Oenanthe melanoleuca is the source of this 1850-nucleotide messenger RNA. RefSeq names its product germ cell associated 1 (gene GSG1). The record is from RefSeq and is a predicted model, not a curated record. Gene Ontology annotation, cellular component: plasma membrane. Lineage: Eukaryota; Metazoa; Chordata; Aves; Passeriformes; Muscicapidae.
AUGGGAUUUCUUGGCUACUACAUGUUCAGUCCGACAGAAAGACAUGGGGGUGAAUCCAUGAUCACCUUGUAGUAUUUCACUGGAUGCCUCAGAAGAGCAGAUGGGAAUAGUGACCAGUGGAUAAGUGAUUUCAAGUGUUCCCAGACUCAGAUAACUCCAAGAGACAGACUCACAUCCCAUUUCAGAGUCAAGAUGGAGCUGCUGAGGGGACUGCCACUGCGCCGCACUUUGCUGGCUGUCGUCCUGAACCUGCUGGCUCUCACCCUCUCCACCACAGCCUUGCUGGGCAGCUACUGGUGCACCGGGACCCAGAAAGUGCCCAAGCCUUUGUGUGGGAAGACCAAAGCCACCCAGUGCAUCGGGGUCCCCAUUCCACCUGAUGGAGAUGCAAGCAACUUUUCGGAUGACUCAGUGCACUACAGCUGGGAGACUGGAGAUGACCGCUUUGCCUUCAGAUACUUCCACACAGGGAUGUGGCUUUCCUGUGAAGAGGACUUGGAAGGGCCAGAAGAGAAAUGCCGCAGCUUUAUUGAGCUUUCACCACCAGCAGAGAGAGGAAUCCUGUGGCUGUCACUGAGUUCAGAGAUGCUGUACAUCAGCUUGCUGCUCAUCAGCUUCAUCCUCCUGAUGGUGGAAAUUCUGCACACUGGCAAUCCUGUCUGUGGGAUGAAGCUCAAUGCCUUUGCUGCUAUCUCCUCAGUGCUGUCAGGUCUCCUUGGGAUGGUGGCACACAUGAUGUACAGUCAAGUCUUCCAGGCAACAGUUAAUCUGGGACCAGAGGACUGGAGACCACACACAUGGGACUACGGCUGGGCAUUCUACAUGGCCUGGGCCUCCUUUACCUGCUGCAUGGCCUCUGCUGUCACCACUCUCAACACCUACACCAAGACAAUACUGGAAUUCAAAAGGACCCACAUCAAGGGAUACGAUGACAGCCUUAAGGAGAACCCUCAGCACCACCAGUGCUUCAUACAGCAAAUAAGCAGCUACUAUGAGCCCAAAGGCAAGGCCUUCCAUUCAGUGUCUGAGGGAGUCGACUUCUACACCGAUCUGCAGCAGAAAAUACUGCAGAGGGAACCAGAGCUGGACCUGGAUGAAGUCUUGGGCCAGACAAUUGGGGAGGAUCGCUGUUAGAGAUGAGUGUACAAGGACAGAGCAGUGGGGUUUGGGAGGCACAAGAGCUCUGAACCAAGCACUGGCACCACUGUCGGCAGGUUUUGAGGAGCUCUUCCUGUCUCUUCAGGGAGUGAGGAGGCAGGCACUGGGUCAGGGCAACUAGAGUAGAAGUUGGGGGUCCUCCCCGGUCAUAUACAGUGUGAUGGGUGCCCUCAUCUGACAAGGGUGAAACUGGAGGGAUAUGCUGGUGCCAGCUGUCUCCAAGCACUUUCAGAGUUGAGUCAGAUGUCCUAAUCCCAGUAUUGCACUUGGGAACAGAUAGUCAGCACUAUCCAGAUGGCAAAUUGCACUGGGUGGUGUCACACUGACCUUCCGUCAACACCUCCACUUGAGUGCUAUGGUUCAUACUGAUCAGUGUUCAUACUCAUCAGCUGUCACCCUCUCUGAACACCCUGUCUAUUCUUAAUUUCAAGGCCCAAACUCUUCUCCCUGCCUCCAGAUUAAAAGUCCUGCUGCAGUAGGAAUAGAGGGUAGCUUUCAGACAUCUCUCUCCUCCUCUUUCCUAUCUGUAAUGACUCCCACAUGUUCCUUUCUUGCUUUCUGCCCAAAAAUCUCCCAUUCUGAGGUACUUUGCUGUCUGCGCCUUUUACUGUUUCUUUGCAACCUUUAAGAAUUUGGCAGGACUUUUGCUUUUUACGUUACUUCUACUCAUCUGUUCCUUUUUGUCCAUUGUA